CAUUCUGCAAAUGUCUAAACGCUUAGUUGUCAGUUUAUCUGUUAACUAUAAAAACUCCUGCAGCAAAUUAAUGGAUGACGACCCGAUGACGCGUCUGAAGACGGAGGUUUAAAGCGUUUUAUGUAUUUUUUCCAAGACUCGAGCGAGCGGUUCGCUGGCUCCACCCUCGCUCAGUCAGCCGGUCUGCUCUACUACGUGUUAGGACCGGAGCCUUUAAGUUACAAGCAUCCCGGGGAGAGGAGGAAAAGUGCUCCCCGGCGCUCGUCUGGAGACGUGGAGUCCUUCAGCAGCCGAACUGUAGAUUCCGACCCUGUCGUUUUUAGUGGAAACCGUUUCUCUGCAAACACGGGCUUCUUCUGCGUUGUGCCACUUGGAUUAAGUUCUACAUGGAAACUAAUGAUAUCUGAACCGGACAGGGAGGAGGUGGGUGUCGGAUACGAGCCCGUGUCUUUUCUCCGCUUGUUCUUUCACGCACGGAGCUCGGAAUAAAAGGCGACACUUUGACUUUGGCCGAAGUUGAAGGAAGCAGAACCGCGAGUUUGGAGCGGCCGCCGCUGCGCAAUCCGGGUCUCAUUCAAGGAUUUUAACGGUUUAAUCCGCGAAGAAAGCGCAAGUAUUUAAGACAGCUGCAUAAUAUUAGUGCAAUUAUGGCGCUGAAGGCCAAAGUUCUGUAUGAUUUCCACUCUGAAAACCAAGGGGAGAUCUCCAUAACGGAGAACGAGCUGGUGACUCUGUUCAGUGAGGAGGAGCUGGAGGGCUGGCUGGAGGGGGAGAACAGCAGGGGGGAGACCGGCCUCUUCCCUGCCUCAUACGUUGAGAUCAUCAGGGACCACAUCACCACCAAUACCAACAACAACAGCUUCUCGUCGCCCAAAACCAGAGCCGUGCCUGCCACCCAGUCCGCCCAGCGAGGACUGGGAGCCGGCAGCGGCGGCAGCAGCUUCAACACCAGUCAGGGCAGCGACGACGACUGGGACGACGACUGGGACGAAGGUUCUGCCGCCGCCGACGUGCCUCGGGGCCUCGGCAGCUCGCCCCCGCUGUACCCGGUGACCACCUCCCUGCCGGGGCGGCGCGGCAGCUCCCAGCAGGCCAAGGGCUCGGCCACGGUGGGGAGGAACCUCAACAGGUUCUCCACCUUCGUCAAGUCCGGCGGCGAGGCCUUCCUGCUGGGCGAGGCCUCGGCCUUCGUCAGAGACGGGGACCGGAUCUGCGUGGUGAUGGGGAAGCACGGGCCCGAGUGGCAGGAGGACCCGUACCCGUUCACGUGCACCAUCGACGACCCCACCAAGCAGACCAAGUUCAAAGGCAUGAAGAGCUACAUGUCGUACGGCCUGACUCCGACCCACACCAGCGUACAAGUCAACCGCAGGUACAAACACUUCGACUGGCUCUACGCUCGCCUCGUGGAGCGCUUCCCCGUCAUCUCGGUGCCGCACCUGCCGGAAAAGCAGGCCACGGGGCGCUUCGAGGAGGACUUCAUCUCCAAGCGGAGGAAGGGCCUGAUCUGGUGGAUGAACCACAUGAGCAGCCACCCCGUGCUGGCGCGCUGUGACGUCUUCCAGCACUUCCUAACGUGCGGGGCGGAUGAGAAGGCGUGGAAGCAAGGCAAGCGGAAGGCGGAGAGGGACGAGCUGGUCGGAGCUAACUUCUUCCUCACCAUCAGCACGCCCGCCGUGCCUCUGGACCUGCAGGAGGUCGAGAGCAAGAUCGAAGGCUUCAAGACCUUCACCAGGAAGAUGGACGAGAACAUCGUGGUGGUGAACGCCACCAUCAACGAGUUCGCACGCAAGCAGAUGGCGGGCUUCAAGAAGGAGUACCAGAAGGUGGGCCAGUCCUUCAGGAUCCUGGCGCAGGCCUUCGAGCUGGACCAGCAGGCCUACUCGGUGGGUCUGAACAAGGCCAUCGCCUACACCGGCGAGGCCUACGACGCAGUAGGAGACUACUUUGCUGAGCAGCCACGCCACGACCUGGAUCCCAUAUCGGACCUGCUGGACCUCUACAGGGGACACCUGUCCAAUUUCCCUGACAUCAUCCAUGUACAGAAAGGUGCACUGACGAAGGUCAAAGACUGCUCGAAACAGGAGACCGAACUCCACGACCGCUGCAACAUCAUUUCCUGCGCGACGCUGGCCGAGAUCCAGCACUUCCACCGCACGCGCGUACGGGACUUCCGCCUGCAGAUGCAGCAGCACCUGCGGCAGCAGAUCGGCUUCUUCCAGAAAAUCACCGCCAAGCUGGAGGACGCGCUGCAAAGGUACGAGGACGACCGCUAGGAACACGGGAGACGGGAGGAGCCGGACGGGAGACGAGGCGGGAGAACACGGGCCACUGAACCCUCUGAGACUUGAACCGGGCCCUCGUGUUCCGCUCGGUGGAACACGAGGGCCACCGGACUGUGAAAUGACAACUGCUUUGAUUGUGGGCAGCUCUGAUGAAUGUACCAGCAGCACGCUUUUUCCAGACGCCCGCAGCACACGAGCUCAGCAGGACUCGCUGGAGAUAUUAAAAGCAGCUGCUCGGCGCCAGCGUCGCUUCCCGCUUUCAGGGCCGUGUGAUCUCGCCAUGCCUCCGCUGACUCAUCACUUCAUAAAAACCCCAGGGUAACAAGCUCACAAUGAGACGAUCACUUCAGCUGGAUGAUUAAACCUUCAUGAUUAAGACUUAAGUUGAUUCAAAUGCAUGAAUUACCGGCUCAGUAUUAUUUGAUGGCGUGAAUGUGGGCUUGCGAUGCUCCUUUCAUUCUGUAGCUGUUAUCAGUGAUUGUUGCAUCUAACGUCACUCACACACCUCCUUUGUUGUCACAUCACUACUAUAUUGCUUUGUAUUUUAGUCCAUGCAGUGACCCACUUAAAACAAUAAUGUACUAAAUUGAGACAUAGUCACGUUUAUGUUCUAAAACCUGCUGUCGCCAUCUGUCAUCCAGUUUCCUUGAGUUCAGAGGCGACAGGAAUAAAACUCGUGAGCACAGA
Messenger RNA from Betta splendens (Siamese fighting fish), 2972 nucleotides. Its product is annotated as sorting nexin-18-like. Gene Ontology annotation, molecular function: phosphatidylinositol binding; protein binding. Gene Ontology annotation, cellular component: cytoplasmic vesicle; plasma membrane. Lineage: Eukaryota; Metazoa; Chordata; Actinopteri; Anabantiformes; Osphronemidae. Gene Ontology annotation, biological process: plasma membrane tubulation; protein transport; mitotic cell cycle. The transcript is spliced from 4 exons. The record is from RefSeq and is a predicted model, not a curated record. Bases 648 to 2276 code for a protein of 542 amino acids.